Messenger RNA from Saccharomycopsis crataegensis, 2529 nucleotides. It is a transcript of the gene EFT1, whose product is annotated as elongation factor 2. Gene Ontology annotation, cellular component: ribonucleoprotein complex; cytosol. Gene Ontology annotation, biological process: translational elongation. Gene Ontology annotation, molecular function: translation elongation factor activity; GTP binding; GTPase activity. The transcript has 2 exons. The record is from RefSeq and is a predicted model, not a curated record. Lineage: Eukaryota; Fungi; Ascomycota; Saccharomycetes; Ascoideales; Saccharomycopsidaceae. The coding region runs from base 1 to 2529 and encodes 842 amino acids.
AUGGUUGCCUUUACCAUUGAAGAAAUCCGUUCCCUUAUGGACGUUGUUACCAACGUUCGUAACAUGUCUGUGAUUGCUCACGUCGAUCACGGUAAAUCCACUUUGACCGAUUCUUUGGUCCAAAAAGCUGGUAUUAUUUCUGCUGCCAAGGCCGGUGAAGCUCGUUUCACUGAUACCAGAAAGGAUGAACAAGAAAGAGGUAUUACUAUUAAGUCUACCGCUAUCUCUUUGUAUGCUGAAAUGGGUGAAGAAGAUGUUAAGGAAAUUAAGCAAAAGACCGAAGGUAACAAGUUCUUGAUUAACUUGAUUGACUCCCCAGGUCACGUUGAUUUCUCUUCUGAAGUCACUGCUGCUUUGCGUGUUACCGAUGGUGCUUUGGUUGUCGUUGACUGUGUUGAAGGUGUCUGUGUCCAAACCGAAACCGUCUUGAGACAAUCUUUGGGUGAAAGAAUUAAGCCAGUUGUCAUCAUUAACAAGGUUGACAGAGCUUUGUUGGAAUUGCAAGUUACCAAGGAAGAUUUGUACCAAUCUUUUGCCAGAACUGUUGAAUCCGUUAACGUUAUCAUUGCCACCUACACUGACAAGGCUGUCGGUGACCUUCAAGUCUACCCAGACCAAGGUACCGUUGCUUUCGGUUCCGGUUUGCACGGUUGGGCUUUCACUGUCAGACAAUUCGCCACCAGAUACGCCAAGAAGUUCGGUGUUGACAGAGAAAAGAUGAUGAAGAGAUUGUGGGGUGACUCUUUCUUCAACCCAAAGACCAAGAAGUGGGCUAAGAAGGAAAAGGAUGAAAAGGGAAAGCAAUUGGAAAGAGCUUUCAACAUGUUCGUUUUGGACCCAAUCUUCAGAUUGUUUACUGCCAUCAUGAACUACAAGAAGGAAGAAAUCCCAGCUUUGUUGGAAAAGUUGGACAUUGUCUUGAAGGGUGCUGAAAAAGAAUUGGAAGGUAAGGCUUUGUUGAAGACUGUUAUGAGAAAAUUCUUGCCAGCUGCCGAUGCUUUGUUGGAAAUGAUUGUCAUUCACUUGCCAUCUCCAGUCACUGCUCAAAACUACAGAGCUGAACUUUUGUACGAAGGUCCAGCUGACGAUGAAUCUUGUAUUGCCAUCAAGAACUGUGACCCUAAGGCUGACUUGAUGUUGUACGUCUCCAAGAUGGUCCCAACCUCCGAUAAGGGUAGAUUCUACGCCUUCGGUCGUGUCUUCGCCGGUACCGUUAGAUCUGGUUUGAAGGUCAGAAUCCAAGGUCCAAACUACGUUCCAGGUAAGAAGGACGAUUUGUUCAUCAAGGCUAUCCAAAGAACCGUUUUGAUGAUGGGUAGAUUCGUCGAACAAAUCGAUGACUGUCCAGCCGGUAACAUUGUUGGUUUGGUUGGUAUCGAUCAAUUCUUGUUGAAAUCCGGUACUUUGACCACCAACGAAAACGCUCACAACUUGAAGGUCAUGAAGUUCUCUGUCUCCCCAGUUGUUGAAGUCGCUGUUGAAGUUAAGAACGCUAACGACUUGCCAAAAUUGGUUGAAGGUUUGAAACGUUUGUCUAAGUCUGACCCUUGUGUCGUUACCUCUAUCUCUCCAUCUGGUGAACAUAUUGUCGCUUGUACUGGUGAAUUGCACUUGGAAAUUUGUUUGAGUGACUUGCAAAACGACCACGCCGGUGUUCCAUUGAAGAUCUCUCCACCAGUUGUCUCUUACAGAGAAACUGUUCGUGAAAAGUCUUCUAUGACUGCCUUGGCUAAGUCUCCAAACAAGCAUAACAGAAUUUACUUGGAAGCCAGCCCAAUUGACGAAGAAUUGGCUCUUGCCAUUGAAAGUGGUAAGGUUAACCCAAGAGACGAUUUCAAGGCCAGAGCUAGAAUCAUGGCUGAUGAAUACGGUUGGGAAGUUACUGACGCCAGAAAGAUCUGGUGUUUCGGUCCAGAUGGUACUGGUUCUAACUUGGUUGUUGACCAAACUAAGGCCGUUCAAUACUUGAGUGAAAUCAAGGACUCUGUUGUUGCCGGUUGGCAAUGGGUCACCAAGGAAGGUCCUCUCUUUGGUGAAAACAUGAGAUCCAUCAGAGCUAACAUUAUGGAUGUUACUUUGCACGCUGAUGCUAUCCACAGAGGUGCUGGUCAAAUCAUGCCAACCAUGAGAAGAGCUGCUUACGCUUCUAUCUUGUUGGCUGAACCAAGAAUCCAAGAACCAGUCUUCUUGGUCGAAAUCCAAUGUCCAGAAAACGCCGUUGGUGGUAUUUACUCUGUCUUGGCAAGAAAGAGAGGUCAAGUUAUCUCUGAAGAACAAAGACCAGGUACCCCAAUGUUCAACGUCCAAGCCUACUUGCCAGUCAAUGAAUCUUUCGGUUUCACCACUGAUUUGAGACAAGCUACCGGUGGUCAAGCUUUCCCACAAAUGGUGUUCCACCACUGGUCCAUCAUUGAUGACGAUCCAAGUGAUGCUUCUACCAAGUCUGGUACUAUUGUCCUCGAAGGUAGAAAGAGACGUGGUAUGAAGGAAGUUGUUCCAGGUUACGAAGAAUAUUACGAUAAAUUAUAA